This is a messenger RNA of Lachancea nothofagi CBS 11611, 3624 nucleotides long. Lineage: Eukaryota; Fungi; Ascomycota; Saccharomycetes; Saccharomycetales; Saccharomycetaceae. The record is from the annotation of a GenBank genome assembly.
UUUCGUGGCAAGUACUUCUCACGCGGAUACAUUAGGGAGUUCUACAAUAAUGUACUUGAAAGGAUUCACAUGCUGUUGAAAGAUUUGAGCGCUUUCUACAUGCUACCUGAUGUGCAGGCAGCAGCUAUAAAUGUGCUGGAUAGUCCACACGCGUACUUCAAUGAGAAUAAACUGCAGCCCAAGCACUCUUUUGUCAGUCUAUUUGGUCAUGAAGAAGCCAAAGGACUGCUGGCCAAACCAUUGGUCCGCGGAGAGCACGUUGUGGAAAUGAUCGACGAAGUUGCUACUCUGCUAAUGUGGAUGGUCUAUUUUUCUUGUGGCAGUCCGUAUCGAUUUCCAGAGCUUCUGACUUUGAAAUAUGCAGGCGACGAUCGCAACGUGUUUUUGGACGAUAAGUCGCGGUGCAUCCAGCUGCUGACAACGUACUCCAAGGUGCGUGGCUACAGAAAGAUUAUUAAAAUGCUGGACAAGCGAACUUCGAACUAUUUGUUCUACUUUAUCAUGGUAUUACGACCUAUACAGAUUGAUAUCGUGGGCAAGGAAUACGACAAGAUUGGUCCUGAUAUCUUUGGAGAGGCGAUAUACAGUGACGAGGAGGUACCGCUUCACUUCGAGGGAGAUGAGGAUCUUACAAACGAUAAGAUCUCAGCUAGUAUCAUUCGCUCGUAUCUCUUUGUUGAUGUGGCCAAAGGAAGACUCAUCAAGGAUGCUACCUUCUUUUCUAUGCUGAAGAAGUAUCCAAAGUCCGUGCAGCAGGUCCAGCGACUAAACUUCCGAGAGCUAAGGCACGCCAUGAUAGCGGUCAUCAGAAAGUACAUCAAAGCAGAUGGCGACUUGGGUCAGACCCUAUGGAAUGCAAUGAAGGAGCUCUUGUCUGCGCACUCAGUUAGAACAGGCAGAGAGGUCUACGCGGUUGAUCCUUCUUCCAUAGAGAGUGUGGAGCCUUCAACUGCUGGAGAGCUGCAGUUGGGAGUGGCCAGAAUGUGGCAUGCUUGGAUUCACUUUGACGUCACUAUACGAGUAGAGACCAUGCCCAGUGGCCAAAUCGAAAGCGCAGCGCCUCCUUUCCGACCUAGAGUCAGUCUAAAGGACAUUUUCGAAGCUAGGCAAAGCAUAUACGGGAGGGGCUUCAAGCUCAGUCCGGACCAGCUGCUACUUGUCAGUGAGAUAUAUCUAUCAACGACACCAGUGAUUCCCAUUCAGGCUCCUACGGGGUUUGGUAAGACGUUGCUGUUUGAGUUGCCCAUGUUGGCAUUGCGCAAGAAAAAUGUCGUCUCGUUUGUCUUUGUUCCUUACAAUACGCUUCUCGGAGACAUGAGUCAAAGACUGCAGAAAGACGGACUGCGCGUAGGCUUUGUGCGCGAUCUGCUGAGUGAUGACCCUGUUGGACGUUACGACUUUUGUGCCAUUUACGUGGGAAUAUUUGAUAACAUGGGAAGAUCUGAUUUCAGGCUUCUGAUUGAGCGGUGGCAGCUUCUGAUAGAGGGUGCAUCCUUAGGAAUGCUAGUGAUUGACGAGUGUCAUAAUCUGUACGACGAAAGAGAUUUUAGAGCAUCCGGUUUCAAAGGCAUUCCAGCUGUUCCUUUGGAAAAGUUCUGGAAGGUGGUGCUACUAACAGCCACAGCCGGAAAAGAAGGGCUAAAGAGACCAUUGGACUUUUUGAAUCUCGAAGACGUCGAGAUGUGGGACAUGAUAAAGGAGAUGCCAUUGCAACAUGUGGAAAAGACAUUUGAGAAAGUCAAGCAGGGGCAGCUUGAUACUAUUGCGUUGCAAUACAUAAACGAGCAGGAGCACGGAAAGGUGAUUGUUUAACUUGGGGAGAAAGCUAGAGUGGAGCAGUUUGCUCUGAAUCUGGAUAUCGAUUGCAUCUGGGUCCAUAGCGACUUCGAAGCCAAGGAAAAAGUGAAGAGGAUACAGAACUUAAAAAACCAGGAUAUCAAGGUGCUAGUGGGGACAAAGCUGGUUUGCGAGGGCAUUGACAUAGCCGAGGUGCGACUGGUGCUUCUUGUGGGGUACGUGCCGCCAGUGUCGACAUACAUCCAGAUGGCAGGACGUUUGAGAAAGGCGGGGAGGUGCGUGACACUCUGGAACAAACGGUCGUUACACAAAGAUUCUAUGCGUGUGCGGAACUACGCCAAGGCGAUAAGGGAGUUCUAUGGGUUCGAGGAGGAAGCAGGUGAGGAGAUCGGAGGUGAGCCGGGUCUUGAUGAUGACGAAACUACAGGUGUAAUGGGUCUUGAUGAUGACGAAACUACAGGUGUAAUGGGUCUUGGUGAUGAAGAAACUAGAGGUGAACUGAGUCUUGAUGAUGACGAAACUUCAGAUGGAAUAGGUACUCGUGAUCAAGAAACUACCGGUGGUCUUGGCAUUGCUGAUGUACAGCCUGAAAAUAGACCGCUAAGAGAUACACACGACAACACAAGUCAAAUAAUGAGUUGUGAAGAUCCGACAACAGGUACAGCGAAUAAUGUUCGUGAGAACAUUUCUUCUCUUGUAUAUCAAGAAACUCUCUCCUCUGCUAGUCCUUCCGCCUCUACCGAUCCCAUCUCGACCAGCGAAAGUAUUCUCUCGCCUGCCCCCUUCGCGAGUACUCCAGACUCCCCUUCACUCCCCCCUCUAUCUAAAAGACAACAAACUGACUCUCCUCUCAAGAUCCGCGUCAAACAACUGUACCAGAAUGUAUCCGAUAUAUUUGCAUUUCUAGCCAUCCCCAGGCCCCUUCUCUACGCCAUGUAUGGAACAGACUACAGAUACUUCAACUCGAACAUCUUUCUCGCCAAGAAGAACUGGUGUACCGGAUGUCUCAUGUCGGAGGUUACCUGUAUCUGCUGGGAUAACAGUGUGUCCGUUGCGAAGCUGGGCAGCGAUGUCAUGUGCGUUCUGCGAAUGAUAUACGAUGGCGAUCAGUUUGACAGCUGGUACACGCGGUGUCAGAGUAUAGGAAUCCAGAAUUUGAUGGUUGAGUUUGGAGAGCAGAAGGACAUGCUGAGACGUCUAUUCAUGCAGCGGUAUUCGAACUACGUGGCGCUGGUGGAGAAGCAGGGUAUCAAGCGGGGACAUCUAUUCUUACAUGGUACGGUUGCUGCUCAGACUAUGUAUAACAAUACAUGGAACAGACUUGCCACGAGGCAGGCAGACGUACUGGUAUUCUUCGGCGAUCGUGGGAAAGUCGAGACUUGUCCUGAAAUGUGGAGGUGCAGAAACAUACACGAUAUGCGUAGACUACUGGAGUCGCGCCGACAGAGAUAUGGAAAUCUGCCCUUGAUGAAAGAGUACGAGUAUCGCAUGGGGUAUCUCCUGGCGCAGUUUGAAAGUGAGGCGAUACGCAACUUUGUAUUUCAGAGUACCAGGGAUACGUACAUCAGGAAAGACAAAGGACAGAAGGUGGUGCAGCCGCUUACAUGGGAGCUGUUCCUCUUGAUGCAGUUUGCUCUCUUUCAUGAUGAGGGUUACCGGAGACGAGUGGAGGCUACGUUCCCGGAGCUUACCAGAACGAAUCUCUUUCCGCAUUGGCUUCGGAUGAUGUCCGUGCGUGUUGAUGUCCAAGCCAGAGGCGGGGCGGACUAUCGUUACGUGUACUUUAUGGCGAGCAUGCUAUGGAGGAAGGAGUGUAAGAGUAUAUAG